Molecule: messenger RNA, 1612 nt
Organism: Anopheles funestus (African malaria mosquito)
Lineage: Eukaryota; Metazoa; Arthropoda; Insecta; Diptera; Culicidae
Gene: escl
Product: polycomb protein EED
Exons: 3
Coding region: 246-1526 (426 amino acids)
Biological process (GO): negative regulation of transcription by RNA polymerase II
Cellular component (GO): ESC/E(Z) complex
Molecular function (GO): nucleosome binding; protein binding
Source: RefSeq, a predicted model, not a curated record
CCGUAGAAAAAAAGCUGUGUUUGGCUUGGGAGAAAAAUAGUUUUGAUAAUUUCUGUGAGAAAAACACUGUUAGUAUUCCAUUUUUCCAUUUCAUACUCGUAUAAGAGCGAUUAGUUUGUCCCAGGCGUUGCGUUUUUGUUUUAAAUCAACUCUUUCGUGCUUAAAAACGAAUCGAACCGUACCAACAUUUUGGCGCUUUGUUUUGUUGGGUUGAGAGGAAAGAAAACAUCAUAAUAAACGACAACAUGAAACUCGCGCGUAAGGACGAAGUGGUCAACAAUGCGCCCGGCGAUGUUUCCGACGAGGAUGAUGACGAUAUUCAUGAAACUUCCAGCAUGGGAAGUACCUGUACCGACAAUACCUCGAAUGGGAGUGAAAGCCAGAUCAACCGAAAGAAACGGAAACGAUCGAAGAAAAAGUCAACAAAGGUGAUGAAACCGAUCUUUAAAUUUAGUUGCUACGUUAAAGAAGACCACGGCCAGUCACUCUUUGGUUGCCUUUUCAACUACAAUUUGAAGAAUGGAGAGCUACCUACGUUUGCCACGGUCGGAAGCAAUCGUGUUACUAUUUACCAAUGUGAAAAUGAUGGAAAAAUAACACUGAAACAGUGCUACGCUGAUCCGGAUACGGAGGAAGUGUUCUAUACAUGCGCAUGGUCUCACGAUGUGGAAACGGGUAACCCAUUGCUAGCCGCUGGUGGCCUUCGGGGUGUUCUACGCGUGUUCAACACCGCAUCGCUGGAAGGACAUAAAUAUUACAUAGGGCACGGCCAUGCCAUCAAUGAAGUAAAAUUUCAUCCCAAGGAACCAUACCUCCUGAUGUCGGCCAGCAAGGACCACUCUUUGCGGUUGUGGAACACCAAGACGGAUAUAUGCAUUGCGGUGUUCGGUGGCGUCGAGGGUCAUCGUGAUGAGGUGCUAAGCUUUGAUUUCGACAUCCUGGGAACGCGAAUCAUGUCGUGCGGGAUGGACCAUUCGUUGAAGAUGUGGCGUCUCGAUACGGAGACGAUGAAGAAAGCCAUCCAAAACAGCUACACCUUCAACGAGGCGAAAAAUCUUUCGCGUUUCCCAUCGGUGAACGAACAUUUUCCCGUAUUUUCUACGAGGGACAUACACCGGAACUACGUCGAUUGUGUGAGAUGGAUGGGCGAUUUUGUGCUUUCCAAGUCGUGCCAGAACACGAUUGUCUGCUGGAAACCGGGCCGGCUGGAAGAUGUGGAGGUGAAAAAUAACGAAACGAACACCACUGUGAUCACCACGCUCGAGUACAGUGAGUGCAUCAUUUGGUUCGUUCGAUUCUCGUUGGAUUAUUGGCAAAAGUAUCUGGCACUGGGAAACCAAACGGGCCGAAUUUAUAUCUGGGAGCUAGACACCGACGAUCCGGUCCAUCCGCGCUGUAGCACAUUGUUUCAUCCAAAGUGUACUACGCCUAUUCGGCAAACGGCAUUUUCCCGAUCCGGAAACAUACUUAUUUGCGUCUGCGACGAUGGAACCGUUUGGAGAUGGGAUAAGAUCAAUAAUAACUAGUUUUCUUUCACUGUGUAUCGCUGGGCAGGAUAACAGUUUAUUUACGUGAAUCAAAACUCAUUUUUAAUAAAUUCAAUUUAAAGUAA